Molecule: messenger RNA, 450 nt
Organism: Entrophospora sp. SA101
Lineage: Eukaryota; Fungi; Glomeromycota; Glomeromycetes; Entrophosporales; Entrophosporaceae
Source: the annotation of a GenBank genome assembly
AUGAAGAAAGCAAACAAAAGAGUUAUCAAUAAUGGUUAUGGUGAUGGUAAUAAUAUAACAAGUUUAGAAGAAAUUGACCUGAUUAAUUUAGAUGGCGCGACAGUUACAUACAAUCAGCAGAAUGAUAGUAGCAAUAAUCUUAAUUAUAAUUGCUUGAUUGAAACGCUUUUAUGCGAUCUACACUUUGGAAGUAAAUCGUCAAUAGGUGAUGUUGUUAACGUAUUGCAACCAAAGUCAUUAGCAAUCAACGAGAAAUCAAUUCUUGAUAAUAACCAUAACAAUAAAAAUGGUAAUGUAGAGAAACCAAUUGUUAAUAAUAACGUUGAGAAAUCAAUUAUUAAACAAGAUAAUAAGAGUGUUGGUGAUUCGGCACAAAUUGAGUACCAACAAAUUGUGCCAUGUGAUAAUAAUGAAAAGGAUGUUAGUCGUGAUAUUCUUAAUGAGUAUUGA